Salvelinus fontinalis (brook trout) is the source of this 10683-nucleotide messenger RNA. RefSeq names its product protein tyrosine phosphatase receptor type Sa (gene ptprsa). The transcript has 36 exons. The record is from RefSeq and is a predicted model, not a curated record. Gene Ontology annotation, molecular function: protein tyrosine phosphatase activity; protein binding. Lineage: Eukaryota; Metazoa; Chordata; Actinopteri; Salmoniformes; Salmonidae. Gene Ontology annotation, biological process: protein dephosphorylation. Bases 742 to 6528 code for a protein of 1928 amino acids.
UUCGACCCCAAAUCCUCAUCUGUUCCGUCUCUGUAGUGUCAUUCACAAGCGAGUGGUAACGUCAGCGCAGAGAGGAGGCUGUACCGUUUUUUUUUUGGAGGGGGUAACUCGACUAGGGGGGCACUCGACACCCAUCUCUCCACCCCUAGUCGAAUGAGGUGGAUUUAGGAAGAAAAGACUCCAUACCUGCGACGUGGAGAUAAACCACAGCAACAAACAGAUACGCAUUUGGAAGUUAUCUCACAGCUCGGGUUUUAGUUCUAUUGGGACGAUCAACAAAGGGAAUGAUGUGAAAACAAAAUACAGACUUGCAAAGGGCGUGAUUGUAGCGGUGGUUUGCCCCGUAUAAAAGCGACUACGUUUUUUACACAACUGACAUGUUUGAUUAUUCUUCAGUUUGCUUUUAUUUCAUGGAUGCAAAAUAAGCCUUUUUGGAGGAGAAAUAUAAUUUUAAAUUGUCCCUCAUAUGCCCCCCAUAAAGAAAUUCGGAGGGGCAGUUUAACAAAAAAAAAAAAAACUUCUCACGCCACUCAAUGUUGUGUUCUAGAACACCUAAAGCGAGACCGAUUUAAGACAAAGCCCGGAUCAAAUCAAGUCUGAGUCAAGACCGGAGGGGGACAAGAGGUCCGAGACAGAGUCAAGACCGAGACCAGAAAAAUAGACAUCCUGUUUGAAGACCACAGCCUUCUCUUCGUGGGGCCUCGGCACUCCAGCCAGGUCAAAGGUCGCCCCCAGAGCAAGAUGGCCGCCGGCGGUCCACCCUGCCUCUGUCUGCCGGCCCUGCUGCCCCUCAGCACUCUGUUGCUCUGUAUGCUGCUUACUGGCUUCCAUGCCUUAUCACAGCCAAGAUUCACUAAAGUUCCCGUAGACCAGAUUGGCGUAUCUGGGGGUGUGGUCUCGUUCGUGUGCCAGGCGACAGGAGACCCUAAGCCCCGGGUGAGCUGGAACAAGAAGGGGAAGAAAGUCAACUCCCAGCGCAUUGAGACUAUAGAGUUCGACGAGGGUGCCGGCGCCGUCCUUCGGAUCCAGCCUCUACGAGCGCCGCGGGACGAGAACAUCUAUGAGUGCGUGGCGGAAAAUAGCGAGGGUGAGGUCAACGUUAACGCCAAGCUGUCCAUCAUCAGAGAGGACUUGCUCCCGGGAGGAUUCCCCAACAUAGACAUGGGUCCCCAGCUGAAGGUGGUCGAGCGGACCAGAACGGCCACCAUGCUCUGUGCUGCCAGCGGCAACCCCGACCCAGAAAUCACCUGGUUUAAGGACUUCCUGCCCAUAGACCCCAACGCAAGUAACGGGCGAAUCAAACAGCUGCGCUCAGGCGCCCUGCAGAUUGAGAACAGCGAAGAGACGGACCAGGGGAAGUACGAGUGUGUGGCGUCUAACGUGGAAGGCGUGCGUUACUCAUCCCCUGCUAACCUAUAUGUGCGAGAGCUUCGAGAAGUCCGCCGCGUGCCCCCUCGCUUUUCUAUCCCGCCGACCAGUCACGAGAUGAUGCCAGGUGGCAGUGUGAACAUCACCUGCGUGGCGGUAGGGUCGCCCAUGCCGUACGUCAAAUGGAUGCUCAACUCCGAGGACCUGACGCCGGAAGACGAAAUGCCGGUGGGUCGGAAUGUUCUGGAGCUCAACAGCGUGCGAGAGUCUGCCAACUACACAUGCGUGGCCAUGAGCAGUCUGGGCAUCAUCGAAGCGGUGGCGCAGAUCACCGUCAAGUCCCUGCCCAAGCCCCCAGGCACCCCAAUGGUGACCGAGACCACGGCCACCAGUGUCACCAUCACCUGGGACUCGGGCAACCCAGACCCUGUGUCCUAUUACAUCAUCCAGUACCGCGCCAAGUCUCCCGACAGCAAGUUUGAGACCAUGGACGGCAUCACCACUACGCGAUACAGCAUCGGGGGCCUCUACCCCAACACAGAGUACGAGAUCCGCGUCUCGGCCUUUAACACCAUCGGCCAGGGUCCCCCCAGUGAGCCGGUGGAGACCCGGACUGGGGAACAAGCCCCGGCCAGUCCGCCUCGCAACAUCCAGGCCCGGAUCAUCUCCCAGAACACCAUGAUGGUGCGCUGGGACGAGCCUGAGGAGCCCAACGGACAGAUCAAAGGGUACCGGGUGUACUACACCAUGGACCCGUCCCAGCCCAUGAGCCUAUGGCAGAUCCAUAAUGUCCAGGAUAGCAUCAUCACCACCAUCCAGAGCCUGGUGGCAUCUGAGACCUACACCAUCCGUGUCCUGGCCUUUACCUCGGUGGGCGACGGGCCCUUUUCCGACCCCAUCCACGUCAAAGUGCUGCAAGGAGUCCCCGGACAGCCAACAAGGUUCCAGGUUGGUGCUGUGUCCGACACAAGCAUGGAGUUGACCUGGGAGCCUGCCUUCCAGAAAGAGGGGAUCAUCAGCUUUGAACUCCGGUACAAAGAGGGCAAUUUUGGCAGUCAGGUGACCAAAACUUUCGGCCCCACUGCUUCAUACGUCGUUGAGGGUCUGCGGGCAAACACGGAGUACUACUUCUCUCUGGCUGCCAUUUCCAACAAAGGCAUCGGAGCCUUCACCAACGAAAUAUCCCAGAAAACCUUGCAAGCCAAGCCCUCAGCCCCCCCUCAAGACGUUAAGUGCAGCAGCUCCAGCUCCACCUCCCUGCUGGUAAGUUGGCGCCCCCCGCCUGUGGAGAGCCAGAAUGGCGCCCUGGCGGGGUACCUAGUGCGCUACCAGGUGGUGGGAGCCUCCGUUGAGGGUGGCAGUGCCGGGGAGCCCAUGGAGGAGCCAGCCGUGCUGCCCAGUGAUGAGAAGGUGCUGCUGCAGAAGCUGGAGAAGUGGACCCAGUACAGCGUCACCCUGGCCGCCUUCACUGAGAUUGGGCCAGGCCCAGAGAGCGAGCCCCUGCUCUGCCGCACCGACGAGGAUGUUCCCGGAGCUCCUCCUAGGCGGGUGGAGGUGGAGGUGCUCAACUCCACGGCGCUCAAGGUCAUGUGGCGCUCCCUGUUGCCGGGGCGACAGCACGGCCAGAUCCGUGGUUACCAGGUGCACUAUGUGCGUGUGGAGUACGGGGAGUCGCGCGGCCUGCCCCUCAUCAAGGACGUCAUGCUUGCCGAUGCCCAGUGGGAAACAGACGAUACAGCCGAAUAUGAAAUGGUCAUCGGAGGGCUACAGUCGGACACCACCUACUCCAUCACAGUAGCUGCGUACACCACGAAGGGAGACGGGGCACGCAGCAAACCCAAACUGGUGGUAACCAAAGGAGCAGUGCCUGGGCCACCCUCUCUGUCGGUGGCUCAGGAUUCAGAGACGUCGGCCGUGGUGUGCUGGGACGCACCCGAUGUUAUGAUCCCUGGCAUGGGGCUGCAGGGUUACCGGCUUCAGUUUGGCCGUAAGGACGUGUCCCCCCUGGCUACUCUGGAGUUCACCCCCCAGGAGAGGCAGUACACGGUGGCUAGUGUCCACCGCGGUGCCACCUACCUCUUCAAAGUCCAGGCCAAGAGUCGGGGUGGCUUCGGUGAGGAGGCGACAGCCGAACUGCAGGUGCCCGAACACACACCCCAGGGGUACCCCCAAAUCAGAGAAACCUCCAACGUGACCUGCUGCUCGGUGGAGUUGUCAUGGUCGCCCCCGGUGCUGGCAGAGCGCAACGGGGACAUCACAGAGUACACACUAGCAUACCAGGAGACGGGCUUGGGGGGCGCACCCCGGGAACUCAGCCUGCCCGCAAGCCAGUCCACCUACGUGCUCAACAGCCUCAAACCCAACUCGGCGUACGACGUGAAAAUACGCGCGCACACGAGUGUAGGUCCAGGGCCCUACAGCCCGCCGAUCCAGUAUCGGACAGUGGCGUUUGAGACAGACGUCCCAAAGAACUUCACGGUGAAGUGGGUAACCAAGACGACGGUCUUGCUAACAUGGAAGUUUGUUGAGAGGCGGUUCCCAUUUCGGUGCACGAUCGAGUACAACCGUCAGAAGAUUGACGUGGACGCCCGGCUGACCAAGACGCUGGUCACCAGCCUGCGGCCUAACACCACCUAUGAGUUCCGGGUCACGUGUCAGGAGAACACAGAGGGUGGACCUCGCCACCGUGUGGUCGCUAGGACCACACCGCCCAUCCUGGUCAAGAAGCCCAGGCUGGACCUCUACUCGGAGCCAGACAACAUUCUGACCAUGGGUUUCGCCCCGGUAGAGACCAAGGACAUCAAGGACUUUUAUGUGGUGGCGGUACCACUAAAGAAGGGUUUGGGGACUGCACGCCAUCUCAAGAACCCAGACGAAAUGGACCUGGAAGAGCUGCUGAGGGACAUCACCCCGAAGCGUCGCACCAGGCGUCAGCUGAGCCAGGCGGAUGGCAAGAAGCCCUACAUCACAGCCUGCUUCAAGCAGCUCCCCACCUCGUUCACCCUGGGCACAGAGCACCGCCACAGCAGCUGUGAGAGCAAACCUCUGGAGCCCGGGCAGGAAUAUGUCUUCUUCCUACUGGCUGAGCUCAACACCACCGCAGGGAAAAUGUUUGCGGCCAGCCCAUACACGGACUUAGUGGUGACCCCAGAGCUCGAGGCUGAUCCUCUGCCCAUGGAGACAGGCGGGGACGGCCUCAUCUGGGUGGUGGGGCCCGUCCUGGCCGUAGUCUUCAUCAUCUGCAUCGUCAUCGCCAUCCUCCUCUACAAGAACAGCAAACCUGACAGCCGCAAACGAAAGGAGUCAGAGCCCAGAACAAAAUGUCUGCUGAACAACGCAGAGAUCACCCCCCACCACCCCACAGACCCAGUGGAGAUGAGACGCAUUAACUUCCAGACCACAGGUAUGAUGAGUCAUCCCCCCACCCCCAUCGCGGAGCUGGCUGAACACACGGAUCUUCUCAAAGCCAACGACAACCUGAAGCUCUCCCAGGAGUAUGAGUCCAUCGAUCCAGGCCAGCAGUUUACGUGGGAACACUCCAACCUGGAGGUGAACAAGCCCAAAAACCGCUACGCCAACGUCAUCGCCUACGACCACUCCCGCGUCAUCCUCGCACCCAUCGAAGGUAUUACCGGCAGUGAUUAUAUCAACGCCAACUACAUAGACGGCUACAGGAAGCAGAAUGCCUACAUGGCUACGCAGGGCCCGCUGCCCGAGACGUUCGGGGACUUCUGGAGGAUGGUGUGGGAACAGAGAGCAGCCACUGUGGUCAUGAUGACCAGACUGGAAGAGAAAUCACGGAUCAAGUGUGACCAGUACUGGCCCAGUCGAGGUACAGAGACCUAUGGUAUGACCCAGGUGACUCUACUAGACACCAUAGAGCUGGCCACCUUCUGUGUUCGCACUUUCUCCCUGCACAAGGUACGAAAUGGCUCCAGUGAGAAGCGGGAGGUCCGUCAGUUCCAGUUCACGGCGUGGCCUGACCACGGGGUCCCCGAGUACCCCACCCCCUUCCUGGCCUUCCUCCGCCGGGUCAAGACCUGUAACCCCCCAGACGCAGGCCCCAUCAUCGCCCACUGCAGUGCGGGCGUGGGGCGGACAGGCUGCUUCAUCGUGAUUGACGCCAUGCUGGAGCGCAUCAAGCACGAGAAAACAGUAGACAUCUACGGCCACGUGACCCUGAUGCGAUCGCAGCGGAACUACAUGGUGCAGACGGAGGACCAGUACAGCUUCAACCACGAUGCGUUGCUGGAGGCGGUGGCGUGCGGCAACACGGAGGUGGCAGCCAGGAGCCUGUUCUCCUACAUCCAGAAGCUGGCCCAGGUGGAGACGGGCGAGCACGUCACCGGCAUGGAGCUGGAGUUUAAGCGCCUAGCCAACUCCAAGGCCCAUACGUCCAGGUUUAUCAGUGCCAACCUGCCCUGCAACAAGUUCAAGAACCGUCUGGUGAACAUCAUGCCCUACGAGACCACCCGCGUCUGCCUGCAGCCAAUCAGAGGCCUCGAGGGCUCAGACUACAUCAACGCCAGCUUCAUCGACGGAUACAGGCAACAGAAGGCCUACAUCGCAACGCAGGGCCCGUUGGCAGAGACCACAGAGGACUUCUGGAGGAUGAUGUGGGAGAACAACUCCACUAUUGUAGUCAUGCUCACCAAACUCCGAGAGAUGGGCAGGGAAAAGUGUCAUCAGUACUGGCCCGCUGAGCGUUCGGCCAGGUACCAGUACUUUGUGGUGGACCCCAUGGCUGAGUACAACAUGCCCCAAUACAUCCUCCGAGAGUUCAAAGUCACCGAUGCCAGGGACGGGCAGUCCAGGACAGUGCGGCAGUUCCAGUUCACUGAUUGGCCGGAGCAGGGGGUGCCCAAGUCAGGGGAGGGCUUCAUAGACUUCAUAGGUCAGGUGCACAAAACCAAGGAGCAGUUUGGCCAGGACGGACCCAUCUCUGUCCACUGCAGUGCGGGGGUUGGCCGGACCGGUGUCUUCACCACACUCAGCAUCGUGCUGGAGAGGAUGCGCUAUGAAGGCGUGGUAGACAUCUUUCAAACGGUCAAGAUGCUGCGGACACAGAGGCCGGCCAUGGUCCAGACAGAGGAUGAAUAUCAGUUUUGCUACCAGGCGGGUCUGGAGUACCUAGGAAGCUUUGAUCACUAUGCAACGUAAAAAUCCAUCUCGUCCCCCGAAUCCUAUGUCCCCCUCAACAGUCUCCUGAGCCAUAGAAAUGACGACAACAACAACAGCAGCCAGAAAACAUAAUUCAACCAACAGAAUAGCAAACGAAUUGUAGCUUUUUUUUUUUCAUUUUUUUUUUUAAAGCCAACAAGAGUGCAAUUCCAAUUGAACCCAAUGGACUUUGAUGCCGGUGAGGAAACCGUAAAUGACUCCAUCAGCAGAACUAAUUGACGCCCUCACUCUGAAGAAAGGAACCAAAAGUGGUGGCUCAAGCUGUGGGGUGGGAAUAAUUAAAGUGUUGGACUGCUAACCUUACCUCAAGUGUUCAGAUGUGGAGGUGGACAUUGUAAACAUUUUGUGGACAUCUAUUAAAAAAACAACUACGUUACAAACAAUACAAAGACAACAGUGAAUGGAGGAAAAACCAACUAGGCAACGUGACUGAGGUAAAAAAAAAAAGGGGGAUUGGUAAAAACUGAGAAAAUGGUGGAGUGGAUGUAGCUUAGAUGGGGGAAGCGUUCGCAUGUUUUACCAUGUAAGGACAGGUUCAGAGUUCCUAGUUGUUUAUAAACACUUCUGAUGGAAAACUGUGGUUGCCUGUGUACACAGAUGAUUCUCCCCAAAAUGUCAGACACCUCUGAUGAGACAAACACACUGAGUUAACGGUAAGGUACUGGCAAGAGAAGUCAACCUCCAUUCGGGAACCCCCUACCACACUCAUCCUUCUCUCUAAGCAAGAUAACCUCUACUGCCCAUAGUUUUGUUACAACCUUAGAAGCUCAACUCCCAACUCCUCACAUGUCCAUCAUCUCGUACAAAGGGUAGCCCUAUAAUCCCUUCAACUCUUUGGUCUAAGAGGAGCUUCUGCAGUACAGAAUAUUCUGGGGGAAAGUGAUGAUGGUGUCAUAAAGUGACUGCCAGCGGUGGAUAUCGUCAAAUGCCAAUUCAAUCAACUUACCGUUUUCAGUUUCUCCAUCACUUGACGUGUGGAGCUUCUUGAGGACAAACCCCAACAUGUUUAUACAGUCACCACCGAUAUAGCUCUCAUAGCCUCAGUCACCAUGGAAACUGGGUAAAAAGAGACAGCUCUUGCAAGACCAGAUAAAUGACAAUGAAGUCCCUUGACUUUUUACUGUCACUCUUCGUUCAGGACUAGUUUUUACUGGUGCAGUGCCCAACAUAUUGAACGAGUGGAAUCACCACAGGAGAACUUGGCAUGGUGAAUGGCGGCAACUGAGCUCUCUUUGCAAACUUGUACAGUGACCAACAACCCAUUGUAAUCAUUUGUUAAUUUUGUCUUACAAUUACUUGUAUUUCUGGGGGUUUUCUGUCAAUACCAAACAUGCUGCUUAUUCUCCUGUAUGCUGUAAGUGUGACUCUGGUAUGGGAUGACAAUGGAGGUGCCUGGUCUGGCGGUGUCAGUUUCCACCCUGAGACUGAAAGAGCAUCCACAUGUUAUGGUCCCCCCCCCCCCCCCCAUCAACUCCUCUCGGCCUCCUCUGGACUCACUGUCUCACAUGACUUGCUUGACUUAAAGAAAGAGACUAGUGCUCUACUAACAGUGGAAGGACAGUGGUUCAAAGUUGUGAGGAACUGAGUUGAUAACCCAGAGAAAGGUUCCUGUCUUUUCUCUUCCACCUAUUGGCCAAAGGCCACAGUGGAUGACUGGCCAAAGGCCACUGUGGAUGACUGGCCAAAGGCCACUGUGGAUGACUGGCCAAAGGCCACUGUGGAUGACUGGCCAAAGGCCACUGUGGAUGACUGGCCAAAGGCCACUGUGGAUGACUGGCCAAAGGCCACUGUGGAUGACUGGGAAAGAUCUGGCCUUUUUGGAUUUGAAUGUUGUGAUGUGAAAGUUAUGUCCACGCUACAAAUGACUUGCACAUCACUAAACUUGAAAUCUAAACAAUAGCAGGGCCGAUUCUACGCACUAUGUACACGUGUCUGACAAAAACAAGCCCUCAAAGCCCACAAUUUUAUUUUUUCUCAGAGGUCUGUGCUUUGGUAUACCCAGGAGUAUCCUUUCACAUUGGAUUCUGUGAAGGUUUUUGGAUUGGUAUAUUCACUAACAGAAUGAUGAAAGGAAUUGUUUGUAGUCUUUCUUAUUUCCAAAAAAAGCCUUAUUGUUAUUGUAACAUUAUGGAAACAUGAAUGUUGUGUUAUGAUGACUAUUGUUAUUUUACUUUACAUAGCUUACUUUUCAUUUUAGUUUUUUGUUUAGUUUUUUUAACAGAGAUAUUGUAUCACAUUUUUUCAAAUUAGCAGGAAAAAAACGUAUGCUUAUUUGUUCAUUUUAUGUUAAAAGACAUUCUAUUUUUUCACUAUAGAAAUGUUAUGUAUAACGUGUGUUUGUGUGGAUGUGUGCCUAUAUAUAUAUAUAUAUAUAAUCGCACAUUCAUAUAUAUUUAAAUGAAGAACAUAAAGAUGUAUCCAAACUUAUUUUUUUUCUGUUUCUUGUUUUUCUGUAUUUUUUACCACCCAUAAACUUUCAAUUGCUCAUGUAAAAUUCUGAUGGAUUUUUUUUGUUUUGUAACCAUGAACUUAACCUUGGGAUAUAUUGUGUGUUUCUCUGGAAACAAUUAGGGGACGUGUCUGGCCCGGGCGCCGCUCCUGCAACCCUUUUUCAAUCCUACCACUUGGUAGACCUGUGCCGAUAAGGAGAUGGUGUCUUUUUAAUUGUUGUUGUAAUUACUAUUAUCAUUAGCUAACAAUAGUCAUGUAUUUGUUUGAGUAUUAUUUUCAUAUGUAGUAGAUUAAAUAGUCUACAAAGCAUUCAAUUGAAGGAAAGAUAUUACCCAUUUUGCUGAAUUUGCCACACUAAAGGUUCUGUACUUUUUGACCAUGAACAGACCGUCUCCCUCUUUCUCAGAAGUCCAUUAUUUCCUCCUUCUUACUUUUUCUUUUCAGACACAACACGAUCAUCCAUUUGUUAGAUAUCAACUACGAUCCAGAAUAUAACACCUGUAAAUAAACAAACAUAUAGAUUAUAUGUAUUUGUUUAAUUUAACUCUCAACGCUCUCUUACUUCAGAUCAAAUACUGAACUGCAAAGAUGAGGUUCUGCUCAUUGCAAAGUUCACAGUGUGAAGUGUACUUUCUCCCUUUGUAACAUUUGUAGUCCACUUUGCUCUCUGUUCUUAAGUCCGCUCUUUCUUUGUCAUAUCUGCCAUGUUAGCAAAAUUCCCUGCUAGCCACCCACAGCUAACUCUGUUAUGAGAGGUCAAUGACAACCCAUAACUUUUGCCUCAGCACAGGCUUCUUGCAACCAAAAUGGCGCCUGCUCUCUGGCCCCAAAGUGAACCGGGCUGGGAAACGGCAACCAAAGGACUAUUCCUUUCCAAAACAAAAGCUCUAUCUUUCCAUCCCACAAAAGGAGAAGCGCUAGUUCCCAACUGCCUAAAAAGCCAAGAAGUGGAUAGUCCAUUGGCAGUCAUAGAAAGAAACAAGAGAUCGUUUUGCUACUUAGCAACUGGCCAUAGUGCGAUGACACAGUCAUUAAGGGCAAAGUACUACAGUACACUACCACAGACCCUGAAUCAUGACAUGAUGUAAGAGGGUUCAUUAUACUGUAAGAACCUAGUGCCAUACUGUGUUCAUUCUUAUUAUUUUUUUUGUUUUGUUACGGGAUGCAGAAUGAGUCAGGACUGAAUGAGAUUGAACCGUGUGAUGCAAAGACUAGGACGAAGGUAGAAGAAACAACAAAGACAUUUCCAGCAUAUCCUUUUCAAGUGGGAAUCACAGACCUUUUCAUAUGAACAAAUCUUGAAAUUAGGACUUUUUUGUGACUUUUUUGUGACUGAACCAGACUGGGUAAGGGCCCAUGACAAAAAAACAAGACUGGACAUCUUUGGAAGUUUGUGCGAUGUGUUACUCUUUGACUUCAUGUUAAGAUGCCAGACUUUUGACAACAAUAGCAGCCAAAUCUACUGAUUAACAAAAGAGAAAAAUGACUAUAACAUAAUAGAACCUAUACGUACAACAGCCAACAAAAAUAUAAAGAACCUAAGAUCAAUCAAAAUAGUUUUUCUUUGUAUGAGGGCCAAGUGCUAUCGCUUUCAAACUGUUACUUCUAACUGAAACAAUGAUUGGUUAAAAACCACUGUGUAUGUACAUAUGUUGACUUUGUAUUAAAAAAAUGUUGUCUGAA